Diprion similis is the source of this 1275-nucleotide messenger RNA. RefSeq names its product protein ALP1-like. The record is from RefSeq and is a predicted model, not a curated record. Bases 69 to 929 code for a protein of 286 amino acids. The transcript is spliced from 3 exons. NCBI's taxonomy places the organism in Eukaryota, Metazoa, Arthropoda, Insecta, Hymenoptera, Diprionidae.
UUCGCAGUUUUGGAAGAUUACGGUUAUUAAGAUUAAACUUUGGUGAAGUGAAACAUCAAAAAUUAACAAUGGAUUCUGACAAUGAAAUCGAUACUUUAAUUGUAAUAUUAUCGAUUGCGUUGUGGCUUCGCACCAGACCGCGCCAAUGGGGUGUUCGUCCGAUUUACAGAUUACGAAGAGAACAAGGAGAGUAUUGGAACUUGUUUUGUGAAAUAAAACGGGGUGAUCCUCAACAGUUCUUCAAAUACACCCGCAUGGACUGUGCUAAGUUUGAUGAACUUCUUGAAAUCUUGAAACCUCAUCUCAAGGAAAGGUCAAUGCGAACGACUCUGAUACCAGAAGAGCGUUUGGCUUUGACGCUUAGAUAUUUGGCCACAGGAGACCAGACACAUUCAAUUGCUUGGGGUUUUCGUGUUGGCCGGAGCACAGCAAGACAGAUAAUUUUGGAGACAUGUGAAGCCAUCUGGAUUGCACUGUCAACUAUUUAUCUACCGCAAAAAACACCACAGGACUGGUACGAAAUAGGGAAAGACUUUUUGGAAAUAUGGAAUUUGCCGAAUUGCGUUGGUGCCAUCGACGGCAAACACAUUGCAAUCCAAUCGCCACCAAAUAGUGGGUCAUUAUAUUUCAGCUAUAAAAAAUCACAUAGCAUAGUACUCAUGGCCGCAUGUGAUGCAAAAUACAAAUUUACGAUGGCCAACGUUGGUGCAUUAGGGUCGGAUAAUGACGCUGGAAUUUUUGGAAAAACAGAAUUUGGUAAAGCAUUGCUUAAUGGUCAGCUCAACUUGCCACCAGACACUCAACUUCCUAAUAGCAAUGUGACAUUUCCACAUUUUUUUGUGGGCGAUGAAGCAUUCCCGCUCUAUAAAUCCUUAAUGCGACCCUAUCCUGGACGACAAUUGACGCAAGAAAAAUCUAUUUUUAAUUAGAGACUCUCUCGGGCACGCCGUGUCAUUGAAAAUACAUUCGGAAUAUUUGCUUCAAGGUGGAGAGUGUUCCGAAGCCCUUCUUGUCACACCCUGAAAUGGUUGACAAGGCGGUAUUAGCGUGUGUUUGUUUGCACAAUUAUCUGAUGAUACACCAAGAUAGGUUACUAGCCGCCGAGAGAAGAUAUUGCCCAGAGCGCUAUGUAGAUACUGAAAACACAGAAACCCGUGAAAUAGAACCUGGAGAUUGGCGUAUUAACGGAAGAGCUUUUGAAAACCGACCUUUAUUGCAUGGUGGUAACCGAACCGCACGUUAUUUCCUUGAAUUGAGAGAUCAGCUAGCAGAAUA